AGCACGUGCAGCGAGCGCGGAAGUGGGGCGCAGGGAGCUGGCGGGGCGGGGCGGGUGCCGCUGGGCAGGAAUCUCGGCUUUGCCGGGGAGCAGCGCGCCCCGAAAGAGGGCCCGAACCCGACGCGGGAUGGAGAGCUUCCUGAAGCUGCUGAGGGAGAGUGGGGGCACUGGGCCACCCUUGGCAGAGCUGGUGACUCUUGCAGGCAGGCUGUGCCGGGACCUCCAGGAUGACCCAGCCCAGGUGCAGCCCUUGGUCACCGCCGUGUUGGACAGCCCUCUCCGCCUACACCUCCUGGACAACGCGGAUGUGGCCCUUGUGUGUGCCCGGGUGCUGGCCCGGCAGGAGCAGCUUCAGGCUGCCUGCCGGGUCCUGGAGGGUUGCCAGGUGCCUGGAGGCAGCCAGGAGCUGGUACAGCUCUGGAACGACAUUCACUACCGCCUGGUCAUGAAGCGGCUGGGCGUGGCCGUGCUAACCCCAGUGCAGAAGUUCCGCUGCAGAAAGAGGAACCCACCGCCCCCCUCCCUCUGCCCGGAUGGCCUGAAGAGCCGGAACUUUCCCAGAGAGGUUCGCCAGAAGCUGCACGACUUUGCCUCUGGCGUGAGCACCAACCCCAGCAAGGCCGAGAGGGAGAACCUGGCCCUGGAGACGAACCUGACUGUUGAGCAAGUGUACAACUGGUUCGCCAAUUACCGGCGGCGCCAAAGGGCCCUUCUUCAGCGCCUGCAGUCAGCCCCGGAGGACACAGUAGAGGAGCCCAGUGUGAGGGAAAGGGCUCCGGACCCCCCGCAGCCCUCAGGCCACCCCCGCCUUGUCCCUGGGGGUGUGGACAGGCCUCAGUGGCCAGCAGGACAGGAGGAAAAUGGGCCUGCACAGUCCAGGGAGACCACUCAAGGGCCAUGGGAGUCGCCGGCCCUGGCCCCAGACUUUUCUGGAGAUGAGACUCUGCCGAAGCCACUGCCUCCCAGGUCUCUGCAGGGCGGUGAGAUGUACCAGGAGGGGCCUGGCCACAGUCCUGCCACUCUCCCUCACAUCUGCCCAGGCCCUGGCCUCUGCCCUCUGACUGCUGGCAAUGACAUGCUGGACCCUUCUCUGGCUGCCCCUGAGUCAUGGCUGAUGUCCCUUGCACUGGCGUCCUCCAAGGAAGUUUCCUUCCAGACUGGGCUGGACCUCAUGAUGCGCCCUGCAGAUGCCACUGUGGCUGUGUCCAUCACUGCCCUCGGUGAGCCCAGUGCCACAGUGAAAAAUAAAUGUUCCUGGUUCACAACUGCAACAGCACAGAAGGGCGGCUGUUCUUCAUCCUGGAGCUUCCCUGCAGAACCAAGCAUACGUAUAUAUAUUCCAGCACAAAUGGGCUCAUCCUACAAGGAUGCUUUGAAGGUCCAAGAAGCACUAUCCACUCCACGGGUGAGACCAGAAGGAGACCCGAAGUUCUGAACGUCAGCAUGUGAGUCAGUGAUGCAGCUUGUCACAGGACGUCAGCGUUCAGAGAAAGCAGCAGGUCCAUUUGGCACAGUGUCAUCUUCAUGUCAGGACUGGAGGUAAAACUUCUCGUGAACCCCAAACCUCCUGGGCUUUCCUCUUUUCUCUAGUUGAGCCACGAAGUAAAAGUUCAGUAGCUGUCAGCAUUCUCCAUUUGGUGCAGGAGUUACUUAAUUUCCCUGCAGGUAAAACAUUGCAGGGGAUCCCAUUUUCUCUGUUCAUUCAAUGCUUACAAAAUAUAUUCUGAUCAUCUGUUUCCUAGAAAUAACUUUUAUUAGAAAGGGAAGGGGAAAUUUACUCUUUGUGUGUUUUUAACAUAUCAUUUGUUCCUUCAUCUAAUAACAUUUAUUCAUUUGGGCCUAGGAUAUGGUUGAGUGGCCAGCAUUUAGAGUUAGUUGGCUUUUUAUCGUCAGAUACAGACUUGGAUGAUGUCAUUUGUCAAAGGUGAUGUUUCAUAAUUGAUUAGUCUUUUCAUCAGAAGAGUUACAAUUAGGGUUGAGGGAAAAUUCAAAAUUAUUCAAAGCACCCUUGUACUGUUUAAAAGUUGAGCUUGACUUUCUAGUUUUACUAAAUGUAUCAUCUAGCUAUAUUUUUUAAAAGAUUUUAUUUAUUUAUUUGACAGAGACACAGUGAGAGACACAGCGA
Zalophus californianus (California sea lion) is the source of this 2125-nucleotide messenger RNA. It is a transcript of the gene ANHX, whose product is annotated as anomalous homeobox. Gene Ontology annotation, molecular function: RNA polymerase II cis-regulatory region sequence-specific DNA binding; DNA-binding transcription factor activity, RNA polymerase II-specific. The record is from RefSeq and is a predicted model, not a curated record. The transcript has 9 exons. Gene Ontology annotation, biological process: regulation of transcription by RNA polymerase II. NCBI's taxonomy places the organism in Eukaryota, Metazoa, Chordata, Mammalia, Carnivora, Otariidae. The coding region runs from base 128 to 1435 and encodes 435 amino acids. Gene Ontology annotation, cellular component: nucleus; transcription regulator complex.